Molecule: messenger RNA, 669 nt
Organism: Lactuca saligna
Lineage: Eukaryota; Viridiplantae; Streptophyta; Magnoliopsida; Asterales; Asteraceae
Source: the annotation of a GenBank genome assembly
AUGGAUAUAACCAAUGUCGCCGGCGGUUCUAAGGUGAACAAGAAAACGCCUAAACGUAGAAGAAAGAUCGAUUCGAAGAAGAUAGAAGAUAUCAAGAGCCGCCAAGUCACCUUCACUAAACGCCGCACCGGACUUUUCAAGAAAGCGGCUGAGAUCUGUGUCUUGACCGGAGCCCAAAUCUCCAUCCUGGUUACUUCCCCCUGUGGUCGGCACUUUACGUUUCGCCACCCCAACUCCGACAUCAUGCUUGACAAUUAUCUGAAUAAUAAAAACACCACCGGAGAGGAUACUGGAACCACCACGAACUCUCCACCACCGCUUCCCAUGAAGGAGUUCAAUCAACGUUACAUGGAGGUUUCAAGGGAGUUGGACGCUGAGAAGAAGCGGAGGGAGACGAUUCCGGUGAUCGGUGGCGGAUUACGAUGGUACGAUGAGGCUGUUGAUGGGCUGGAUGUGGAGGAGUUGCAACGGUAUCUUUGUUCACUGGAAGAGUUGAAGAAGAAGGUUUUGACGAGAGCUGUUGAACUGAUGAUGAUCAACAAGUCUUCUGAUGCAUUAUUUGGUUCGAACAACGGCAAUGAUCAACCGCCGGUGGAUAUUCCGGCAAACGCAGUAGUCGACGACGGUGGUUUUAACUUCGAGUACGAUAGGGGUUUUUGGAAUUGUUAG